AUGGCCUGGCCAGCUGGAAGAGCUCUUCAUGGGCGACUCCCGCAGCUUGGUCAGGUCGGGGAACCGUUAACCAAAUGCUCUGCAGUCCUCAAAGCCCGUGCUUGGAAUCUACCUGCCCGGUGCGGGCAGUCAAGCGGGGCUACGGUCAAAGCUGCCUACGAGAAGGUACAAGCUCCAGAUCUGAAGCGAGAGUACGGGGCCUAUUCCGUGCAGACUGGUGUCCGCGAGUCCCCAACGCCCGGGAGAGAACUUCGGAUGGCCUUUCAAUGGAUGGAUCAGAGCUUGGUAGAACUCUUCCGAACACCCAGCUUAGUCACUCCUGAGAGCUCUGCAGAUGACAUCGAGAUCGGUGAAUGCGCCGGUUCGAUCCUGGAUCAAAGAGACGCGCCCAUGUCCGAUGCUUCGCGUGACUUCUUGUCGCUGGGAGAAGCUUGA
Molecule: messenger RNA, 435 nt
Organism: Paracoccidioides brasiliensis Pb18
Exons: 3
Coding region: 1-435 (144 amino acids)
Source: RefSeq, a predicted model, not a curated record